Syngnathoides biaculeatus (alligator pipefish) is the source of this 3842-nucleotide messenger RNA. RefSeq names its product replication protein A 70 kDa DNA-binding subunit-like. Gene Ontology annotation, molecular function: damaged DNA binding; single-stranded telomeric DNA binding. The coding region runs from base 619 to 2499 and encodes 626 amino acids. The record is from RefSeq and is a predicted model, not a curated record. The transcript is spliced from 18 exons. NCBI's taxonomy places the organism in Eukaryota, Metazoa, Chordata, Actinopteri, Syngnathiformes, Syngnathidae. Gene Ontology annotation, biological process: DNA replication; double-strand break repair via homologous recombination; meiotic cell cycle. Gene Ontology annotation, cellular component: nucleus; DNA replication factor A complex.
CUAUGCCUUCACAUUUAGGACCCAUAUGCCGUCAUUUUCGUUUUCUGUUCUACCAUUUAGUAUCUAUAUGUGUAUGAAUUGAACUUUAAUCGAACAUUCAUAUGAUAUGUAUGCCGUUAAAAGAAUCACAGUUCCUCUUAAUUCUCUUUGUUGGCGACGUUUAAGCUUUGUUUUGAAAGUAUAACAACACACUAUCUGGUCCAGUUUGUCACAUCGCCACAAGCUUUCAGGGAGUGGAAUUGAAGUCACUUUGAAAGAAGUCUUGGUGUUAAUUACGGACACUUUAGCAAGGAUAUGAGCGUUAACCUUACGGCAGGGGCGAUUGAGGCCCUGUUUAACGAGUGUCCGGUCGAAAAUCCAGUUCUGCAAGUUAUGAAAUGCUGUAGUUGUCAAUAAAUGUGCCUCCUUUAUCUGUCAAUGGGAGAUCCCCGGAAAGCAUGUUAGCGUUCCCUUUCUCCGCCCUACUAGAACAUCCGUGAGUACCCUCCCGGCAAACAAGGGCACACCAGAUACCGCCUGAAACUAAGCGAUGGCGUGCGCAGUUUGUCCUGCUUCCUGUUGGCAUCACAGCUGAACCACCUGAAGGAAGCGGAGCUACUGGAGCCCAAUUGCGUGUGCAUGCUCAAGAAGACCAUCUCCUCGUAUUUGGCCAAAAAACGGGUUCUGGUGGUGUUGGACAUGGAUGUGUUGCAGACCGCUGCGGAUGUGGGAGGAAAGAUCGGGAAUCCCGCACAGUUAACCGAUAAAACCGCAGAUCAGCAGGAGGCGCACCGGAGCACCUCAAGUUCCGAUGAAAUACCUGGACCCUCUGGAUACGACACAAGGAGCAGUUGUGAAAACUCCGGAAUCAAGAGUUCCCUGAUGAAAAGUUCUUGGAAAGGUUCUCCCGUGAAGGGUCCUGGGAUGCCACCCCCCAUGAAGGCGUCGCCCGUGAAGGGUCCUGGGAUGCCACCCCCCAUGCAGGCGUCGCCCGUGAAGGCUUUUGGGAUGGCGUCGCCCGUGAAGCGUUCCGGGAUGCCGUCCCCCAUGCCGGCGUCUCCCUCUCCCGGUCCUUCCCAGAGUCCAACCAAAUUGACCCCGAUAGACGAUCUCAACCCGUACGUCAGCAAUUGGACCGUCAGAGCCCGAGUGACCAACAAGUCUGACGUCUGCAAUUGGAGCAACUCGAGGGGAGAGGGGAAGCUCUUCAGCUUCGAGGUCAUGGACGAGAGUGGAGAAAUCAGGAUCACGGCCUUCAACAGUGAAGUGGACAAGUUUUUCUCCCUGGUGGAGCAAAACAAGGUCUAUCUGAUCUCCAAAUGCUCGGUGAAGCUGCCCAUCAAGCGGUUCACGUCGCUGAAGAACGACUACGAGAUCACGCUGGGCGCCAACUCUCGUAUCGUGCCCUGCGACGACGACCAUGACGUGCCCACCGUGCACUACGACUUUGUGCCCAUCUCGCAGUUGGAGGCCAAAGACCCCGAAUCCAUCAUUAACGUGAUUGGUGUGUGCGAGGAGGCCGGGGAAGUGUCCCUGAUCACCACGAAGGCCGGGAAACCGCUCUUCAAGAGGGCGCUCGAGCUGACCGACGCUAGCGGGAAGACGGUGACGCUCACAUUGUGGGGAGACAAGGCUCAGAGGUUUGACGCCUCCUGUCACCCGGUGGUGGCCGUCAAAGGGGCUCGCGUGUCGGCCUUCGGCGGCCGCUCGCUGUCUGCGCCCUUCAGCUCCACGCUGAUGGUCAACCCCGACAUCCCCGAGGCCUUUGAGCUCAGAGCCUGGUACAACCAGGUAGGCCACGGCCUGUGCAGUCAGUCCUUGACGGAGGUCCGGUCCCCAAAUGGCGAAUUCAGGACCAACUGGAAGUCUCUGAGCGACGUCAAGACAGAACAACUGGGACAUGACGGGAAGGGUCGCGGGGAGUGCUGGAGCCUAUCCCAGCUCUCAACAGGGCAGGAGGCGGGGCACACCCUGAACUGGUUGCCAGCUAAUCGCAGGGCACAUCGAGACAAACAGCCACACCCACAAUCACACCUUGGGGCGUACUACUUCAGCAGCGUGGCGACGGUUGUGUACGCCUGCAAGGAGAACGCCCUCUACCGGGCGUGCCCCGCCGGGUCCUGCUACAAGAAGGUCCAGGAGCGGGACGACGGACGCUACCACUGCGACAAAUGCGGCAAGGACUACCCCGUUUUUAAGUACCGUUUCAUGCUCUCUGUGAACUUGGCCGACUUUGGGGACAACAUGUGGGCCACGUGCUUCCAGGAAACGGCCGAGACCUUGUUGGGUCUCAACGCUGAGCAACUGGGACACCUGAAGGACACCGAUGAGGACGCGUUCAAUGAGGUUUUCCAAAAAGUCUACUUCAGCUCGCACAUCUUCAGGAACAGAGUCAAGCUGGAGAUGUACAACGACGAAUGUCGCAUGAGGGUGACCGUGAUGGACGUCCUCCCGCUGGACCACCGGCAGUACAGCAGGAGGCUCCUGAACAGCGUCCGAGCGCUGGCCCGGGAUAACUGAGGGCCACUUGAGUCCAAACGCCUAACGAGAAGGAAAUGACGCUAAAUAUAAAUUGUUUAUUUUUUUCAAUUUGAUUUGGACUUGAUUUGUGUGUGUGGACUUUGUUUUGUAAUCAUCUAAUGCAGAAGGUAUUUUUUUUUGUGUGUGUGACUCAUAUUGUGUGUUUGUUGUGCAUAUGUGGGUUGUUUUAAAAAAAAAAUUUAAUUCACUCUUGAUUCGUGACCUGUGGGGGGGGGGGGGGCUUUGUUAAGACAACCACACACACAAAAAAGUGUUUAAAAGAGUUUGUUAACGUCAUACUUUUUUGUUUGUUUUUUAAUGAGUGACUCGAUGGAUGUAUGCGACAUACAAAGAUUUGCAGCCAGCGUUCAGUUUAGCACUUCGGACUGGACCACCCAGACCGGCCCGUAGACUUCAUAAGUGCUACACCAACUUGAUUAUCUUAUGAACUUUUUUUUUCCAUAGUUGGAGGCCGGAGAUUUCCAUUUCCCAGUUUCCCAAAAUGCACUUUUUUCAGUUGUAGGUGGAAAGUCGACUUUUUGAUGUUGCAGGUAAAGUCGUCUCAUUCGAACAGGUUGGAAACGUGGGUAGGACUAAAUGGAACAGUCCUAAAAUUUGGUUCAGGUCCUACCUUCUGGAUGAAAUGAUUUCAUUUCUAAAUUUACUGUAAUGCACUUUUCCUCAAUUGAGACCAGAAAUGUCCCAGAGGAAUAAUUCCCAUUUUCUGGGAAUAUGAUUUUUUCUCGUCGAAUAUAGGAAAUGUUAAACUUAAGUUUCCGAACUGCACUUUUGCCUUUUUUGAGCUCCCAAUUUUUCUGGAAUGCACUUUUCGUAGUUGGAGUUGUUGGGAAUGAGAUGCGAUGCGAUUCCUGGAAUGGCCUUGAGUUUGGACUUUUUUUUUUUUCCCCCAUCUGCCUGCCCAGUGAAAAUUAAUUUUUGUAGUUGCAAAAUGUCCUGGAAUGCAAAGUAGAAAUUAUAAAGUACAUUUCCUUGACCUUCUCAAAUUUGUUUGGACGCUUUGUAUAUAUUUCAUAUUUCGCCAGUUUGAGUUCAAUUUCCCACUUUGCUGGCAUAAACUUCCAAUUCUUUUUUUUUCUUCUUCUUUUUUUGGGGAGGAGAGGUUGGAAAUGCCAAUUUCCUGUUGUCUUUGAAUGUAGCUUGAAAGAGGGAAACAGCUGAUGGGCACUUCCAAAUGGAUUCAUUUCAGUCCCCCCCCCACCCCCGAUCCCCCCAUGUUGCUCAAGCCAAGACUUACUUAAUAUGUCUUUAUUUAGUGGAGCGGUAUUACAUAACUCCAGUGUGUGUUUUGGACGACAUUGUAAGAGCAGCUGAGCUUUUCAAAU